ACAACAGGGCCCCAAAUGAGAUGCUUCCAACAUCCAGCAACCCCCUCCAAUCCAGGAACGACGGUUCAAUGAGAAGCUUUGACCGUUAGAAGAGCUCUUGAGUCAAACGCUGGUGUUGGACUCGUCGUUAAUUUUCAUAUGCCAUUUUAGAAAGAAAAAAAGAAAAAAAAGAAAAGAAAAAAAAACAGGUCCCAAGAACUCAUCCAAUCCAACGGAAUGCAUACUACUGCAAAAGCUGGAUGAUGCCAUUUGAUAAUCCUUCAUCAUGGAUGAGAUGUUGCUCCCCAAGAGACUAGAUGGGUCAAGCAGACAAUUCAAAGAGGACGCCUUCGAUUUCCCUAAUAACAGAUCAUCUUGGCACCAUCUACAGGACAUCCAUCACAUAAGCAUAGAAGCGAUCACGCCUGCCUUCUCCCGAUCCUUCAUCCGAUCAACACCCAAUUCAUCUUUCAUCAACCUUGUAACCAAUCUGAGCAAGAAACGGAUAAUCACACAUAGAUCACACUCUGCUCCUUGUCUCUUGACAGACGCCAAAGACUCCUCCCAGGAUUUCGCUGACAGACGAGCCACCUUGAGAUCUACCCCAUCGGUCAUCAUGCAAGCUUUCGUGGGCGUUGUCUUGUACGUAGUGAUCGGCAUCAUUUUCUACACAAUUAAGAGUGAGGGCUUCAAAGGCAAUUCCACAAAUAGGCUUGUAGAUGCACUUUACUUCAGUGUAGUGACAUUAUGUACAAUUGGGUAUGGUGACAUUGUGCCCAACACCAAUUUCACCAAGAUAUUCACAUGCGUUUUCAUCUUAGUUGGUUUCGGUUUCAUCGACAUCUUGCUCAAUGGGUUGGUAACUUACGUGCUUGAUAGACAAGAAGCCGUGCUCUUAAGCACAAUGGAUGAGAAUUGGCGUAAUGCGAUGUUUCGGACAUACAUAAUCGACAAGAAGAAGGGCAGGAUGAGGAUUAGGAUGAAAGUGGGCUUGGCAUUGGUGGUUGUGAUUGGUUGUGUAACUAUGGGGAUGGUCACUGUACAUAUAUUGGAGGGACUGAACUGGGUGGAUAGCUUCUACCUUUCUGUUACCUCUGUGACCACAGUCGGCUUUGGUGACUACGCAUUCAAGACGAUCAAGGGGAGGUUGUUUGCGAGCAUGUGGCUAUUAGUUAGCACGCUGGCAGUUGCUAGAGCCUUCCUCUAUCUGACUGAGCUGAGGAUUGACAAGAGAAAUCGGACCGUCGCCAAAUGGGUUCUCCAGAAGAAGAUGACUAUAGGUGAUUUGGUGGCUGCUGACCUUGAUAAUGAUGGGUCUGUAAGUAAAUCUGAGUAUGUUAUAUACAAGCUAAAAGAAAUGGGGAAGAUAGCAGAGAAGGACAUACUGCAGAUCUGCAACCAAUUCGAUGGAUUAGACACGGGCAAGUGUGGGAAGAUUACUCUUUCUGAUCUCAUGGAGAGUGAACAUUGAUUUUUUUCUCAGGGUGGUUCUCAGUGAUGGUAGAGAGAAUGAGGCAGCAACAUCAGGAUAUUUAAUUGCCAUAGCCCUUUGCUUUAGCAUCUCUCAUGUACAACAUGUAUAGGCAAGAAACCAUAUUAUGUAAAGUUACACAUUGGCAAAACCCUGAAGAAUAAAACAGGGCCCUCUAUAAUUGCUUGUUCAUGUUCAUGAAACUAUCACUAGCUUGUUUCAGGUACCUAUCCCAAUCAGACUCAAAGAUCCAGUGCAGUUGAGGCUAAAGCUUUGUCAGAAGUUUUGACAUUGUUCAAUGUCUCAAUUGCUGAACCACCUCAUGGUGGUGGAACUCUAGCUAAUGUUAUUUCAUGGGCAACAAAGACGGAUGUGGAACCUACGACGCAAGUUGGUCUAACAUCAGGGACUGGGGAAGAGAGACAAUUCAGCAGAUGGUUAAAGAGUGCAUAACAAAGGGAGAGCUCUGUGGAAUCUCUCUCUUUUAGCAGGUUUGUGGUCCAUUUUGGCAGAUCACGAUUAGAGAAACUUCUGUAAUCGUCAUCGGCUCCCUGACGAGGUGUUCAGGAGGGUGAAGUUGGAUGUCAUGGCCUGGGCCUCGUCUCUCAAGUCCUUCGCUAAUUGUUCAAUUGGUUCUGCGAAUGUUUGGUCAAUCUGUGAUUUUGGGGUGUGGAUUCCUCAUCUAUGCCCUCUUUCUUCUAUUCAAGAAAAUAGCGUUACUUCUCCAAUAUAAAUAUAUGUGAACCUAUGCCACUUAUCCAAUUGCACUCCUUUUGUUCUAAUAAAUAAAAGUUUCAUUAAUUGUUUGAAAAAAAAAAA
Molecule: messenger RNA, 2269 nt
Organism: Magnolia sinica
Lineage: Eukaryota; Viridiplantae; Streptophyta; Magnoliopsida; Magnoliales; Magnoliaceae
Product: two-pore potassium channel 3-like
Exons: 2
Coding region: 266-1450 (394 amino acids)
Biological process (GO): stabilization of membrane potential; potassium ion transmembrane transport
Cellular component (GO): plant-type vacuole membrane
Molecular function (GO): potassium ion leak channel activity
Source: RefSeq, a predicted model, not a curated record